GCAGAGUGAGCAGGAGGAGAGAAGCAAGCAAAUGGAUGUGGUACCUUUUGGUUCGUGAGCGUGUAUUUUUCUUGCUCUGGGUGGCAGACAUAAUGAAGCUGAGACCUGAAAGCUGUUCCUUAAAAAAGGGAAGGUUGGAUAAGACAGCUGAGGCAUUCGACACCUAUGUUGUUUUGAAAGUUCAAAAUUUGAAAGGCACUACAAUCAAAAGAAGAGGAAGUGAACCUUGCUGGGAACAGGACUUCAUGUUUGAAAUUGGCGCUGAUGAAAAAGGCUUCACUGUAGAACUGUGGAAGAAAGGUUUGCUCUGGGAUGGCAUUUUAGGAAUUUUAUGGAUUCCUCUUUCAUCUGUGGAACAUGCAACAGACGAAGGUCCGGGUGCCUGGUGGACAUUGCAUUCUGAAGUAAUAAAAAAUGGAAUUGAGAUUCAAGGCACAAGAACACCAACUUCACAUGAGCUCUUACUGGAUGUCUACUUUGCAAUACCAUUUGAUAUGCAUGAAGAUUUAGACUACAGAGGCUGCAAUAAGGAGAUGCUACUUCAAGGAACAAAACAUUCACAUAAAGAUGAGUGUGAUAAUCUGUCAUCUGUGGAAAGUGGCCUCCACAUACAAGAAAACAAACUAAGGAACAUCUCACUAGAACCAGAAGCCACUCUCUCUACCCAUCCUUGUUUCCAGUGCCUCCUACUCUUGCAUCUCCUGCUCCUAGUUGUUACCAGGAAAAAUAAAUAUCAAACUGGAAGUAAUUUUGCACAAGCAAUAUGGGCCAGGGCUAUUCAGAAGACACUUCAAGAUGCCACGCGCAGGAGAGUGAGGUUUUACAAGACAGACAAAAGGCCUUCAGGAUUUUGCUUCUAACAAGAACAUAUGGCAUUUUGGUUUGGGGCUGUUGUAAUUUUUGUUGUUGUUGUUUUUUUUUUUUCCU
Messenger RNA from Numida meleagris (helmeted guineafowl), 927 nucleotides. Its product is annotated as protein unc-13 homolog A-like. NCBI's taxonomy places the organism in Eukaryota, Metazoa, Chordata, Aves, Galliformes, Numididae. Bases 36 to 860 code for a protein of 274 amino acids. Gene Ontology annotation, biological process: presynaptic dense core vesicle exocytosis; synaptic vesicle priming; synaptic transmission, glutamatergic. The transcript is spliced from 9 exons. Gene Ontology annotation, molecular function: diacylglycerol binding; calmodulin binding; syntaxin-1 binding. The record is from RefSeq and is a predicted model, not a curated record. Gene Ontology annotation, cellular component: neuromuscular junction; plasma membrane; synaptic vesicle membrane.